This is a messenger RNA of Rotaria socialis, 1200 nucleotides long. Lineage: Eukaryota; Metazoa; Rotifera; Eurotatoria; Philodinida; Philodinidae. The record is from the annotation of a GenBank genome assembly.
AUGUCGGCUCAUGCAAAACCAUUGACUCAAUUCUUUUUAGAUGAUCUUACUAAGGACGUUUCCGAUGGUGAUAUAUGUAAGGAUGCCGAAUGGAAUCAGUUUUAUACAAUUGGUACAGUGACUGGAGCAUAUGCUGAUCUAUUGCGAAAUUUAUGGUUAACUGAAAAAAAUAUUAACCUUUAUUCAUCGUUUCGACCGACUCACCUAAAAGAAAUCAUUGGUGUUCAAGCUGCACGGUUUGCUACUUGGGAUCAGCAAGAUGCUCAAGAAUUUAUGACUUUUCUUCUUGUUGAAAUACGUAGAGAAUUGAAAGAAAAUAAUCCGAAUAAUUCAAAUACCAUUAUAGAAGAACUAUUUUUCGGUAAAAUAGAAUCUGCAAUUACUUGUCUUGAGUGUCAACAUGAAGAGAAAACGAUAAACCUUAUUAGUUUCUUGCCAUUGCCACUAACUCAACAAGGACGUAAAUUUAUGGUCACAUUUAUUGCUAAAUAUAGAAAUAAUGACGUGGCAUGUGUCAAUGUACAUGAAAAUGGUCAAGUGAAAAAUCUGAUAGAAGCAUUUGUUGAAUCAUUUUCUCAUCGAUACUUCACUAAUAAAAUUAUAGCCAUGGCAAAUGAUGAAGAACUUGACUUAGAAAUGCCACUGAAUCAGUUAUCUACAUCUGACGUAAUACUUGUCGAAAAGGGUGAUUUCGCAAGCAGUAAUCAAUUUAAUCGAUUCAAUAGGAGUGUAAAAAAAUUAACUCUUGAAAGUUGCCUUCGAGAAUUUUGCUCAUUGGAACGUUUAGAAGACGCAUGGCCAUGUCAACAAGAAAAAUGUAAAAAAUAUACGAAAGCAACAAAACAACUUCAAUUUUAUAGUCUUCCAUCUAUACUCAUUAUACAAUUGAAGCGAUUUUCACAUGAAAAUGGUUUACGACAAAAAGUAGACACAUUUGUAGAUUAUCCAAUAAAUGGUCUAGAUUUAAGUAGUUUUAUUUUAUCAUCAGAAAAAAUUAUUUACGAUUUAUUUGCUGUUAGUAAGCAUAUGGGAUCAAUAUAUGGUGGUCAUUAUAUAGCAUGUGCUAGACACGAAACAAACGGUAAAAGUGAAUCGUACAAAUUCGAUGAUUCGUACGUAUCAUCGAUGUGUUACGAAACGGAUAUCGUUUCAGCAGAUGCCUAUCUUCUUUUCUACAUCAAAAGGGAGAAGCUGAAAUAA